Anastrepha obliqua is the source of this 1178-nucleotide messenger RNA. RefSeq lists its product as uncharacterized. Lineage: Eukaryota; Metazoa; Arthropoda; Insecta; Diptera; Tephritidae. The transcript has 2 exons. The record is from RefSeq and is a predicted model, not a curated record. The coding region runs from base 118 to 1092 and encodes 324 amino acids.
UACAGAUUACGAAUAAAAAAAAGUUCGGGUGGAAGGAAAAGGUGUACGUUGAUCCUUAAUUUUCUGAAACAAUUGUAAAUUUAACGAAUAUAUCUAGAAAAUCUUUCGUUUUGAGAAAUGUUUUCUGUUGAAAAUGAUUCCGAUAUGGUUUUAUGCCCCUAUAAUAAAGCACAUCAAUUGUUGCGCAGACGGUUGCAAUCUCAUCUAAUCAAGUGUCGUCAAAAUUAUCCCCAACUUGAGUUACAAAAAUGUCCAUUUAAUGCUACCCAUCACAUACCGGAGCCCGAAUUUGUACUUCAUGUUACUAAUUGCCCGGAUCGAAAACUUAUAACCCAAUAUAAAUACAAUACAGUGGAGGUAAAGGAAGAAGAACCUGUUCGACAUGCGCCAAUUGAAUGCGAAGAAAAUUGGGAUGAUACAGAAGUGGAUGACUACAACCCACAAAAAUAUAUAGAUCAGAAAAAUGUACUUCAGAGGCCACUUGGAGCUCCUCCAGCACAGCGCAAGGCAUUCAUAAAAAGGGAACGAAAACGACUCGGUGAUGAAGAAAGUUAUACGGACAGUGAUGAAGAUGAAGAAGUGGUUAAAAUAGAAGUGUCAGCAGAAGAAGAUGAAACGGAAGCAAAAACAGAGACUCUAAUACAUAAAAUUUCUCCGUCUUCACCUAGCCAAAACCAGGAAAAAUAUGUACCUAAAUCUAGAUCUCGAAGUCGGUCGCCUAUUGCAUCAGCUUACUACAGACGUGUUCAUGGUCGUGACUCCCAAUCGCCUCCACGACCCCCUCCUUUUAGACCCCAUUCCAGUCGCGAACGCUCACCUGUUUUUAAUAACAAAAGAUCUGCAGCCUAUGAAAUAGACGAUGAUCCAUAUUAUAACAGUAGCAGUGGAUCCUUUAAUCGAAAUGGUGUUCAUAAUAGCAGCGAGGAUAAUCGCCGUUCGCAGUACGAGGCAGAGUUAUAUAUGCAAGAUGAACAUCGCAGUCCUCCUCUUGUUGCUUAUCCCACUCGCACUCCAUCGUAUGGACGCGGCGCUAAUCGUGGAUACCCUCAUAAUCGCAGAAACAAUUCUCGUUUUAGUGACAUUCGUCAUUAGUUUUACGGAUUUGAACUUUAAUUAUAUUUGUAUAAUCCUAAGAUGUUUUCAUAUAAAGGUACGUGUAUUUUCCCAGACUCCUACAA